This is a messenger RNA of Cherax quadricarinatus, 754 nucleotides long. RefSeq names its product dynein heavy chain-like. Lineage: Eukaryota; Metazoa; Arthropoda; Malacostraca; Decapoda; Parastacidae. The record is from RefSeq and is a predicted model, not a curated record.
UCUCCGCCCUCCAGGAAACAGCAGCUCUCGAGAUGGUGUCUUCAAAUUUGUUUGUAGUGGUGGUGUUGGCUGUGGUGGCGGCAGUGGUGGCUGACCCUGUCUAUCCUGAACCUUGCUACCCCAAGACUCAUUAUGUCACCCAGUACCAAACUGAAGUUCAGCAGGUACCAGUGUACAAGACGGUGUACAAACAGCAGAUCAUCCCUACCACUCUCUACCACACACAGUACCAGACUGAGUACCAGACUGACUACCAGACCCAGUACGUCCCUCAGUAUGUGACCCAGACCGUCUACAAGACCCAAGUCCAGUACGUAACUCAGUACCAGACCGUAUACAAGACCCAGUACCAGACCCAUUACGUCACCAAGGCCGAGUACAUUCCUGAAUACAUUACCAAAACCCAAUACCAAACCCAGUACGUUACCCAGGUCCAGUACCAGACAGUGUACAAGACUGAGUACAAACCCCAGUACGUGACCAAGACUCAGGUGCUGUACCAGACCCAGUACCAGACCAAGGUGGUCCCUGAGUACCACACUGUCGUCAAGACCCAGCACACCUACAAGACCGUGUGUCCCAAGCCUGCCUACGGCUACGGUUACGACUACUGAAGACAACAGAUUUCCUCUUGAGAACAUCCCCGUACCUCUCCCCCAUUGGUACCUGGUACCUAUUUUUUUUCAUUCGAACCCCCUACAUAUUUACAACACCUGUGUAUUAUAAUGUAUAAUAAAUCCGAGUGUAAGGCUAA